Messenger RNA from Camellia sinensis, 894 nucleotides. Lineage: Eukaryota; Viridiplantae; Streptophyta; Magnoliopsida; Ericales; Theaceae. The record is from RefSeq and is a predicted model, not a curated record.
UCGAUUGGCAAAUAAUGACGAAUUUGCCUUGGCGGUGCGGUUUUGGCGGUUUCGACGGUUUCGGCGGUAUUAUGCACACCCCUACCCACGAUGGUCUCCACUUCUGGCAGUCCAUGGUCGCCAGUUUGAUCGCCGGCUCGAUUGAGCAUAUGGCCAUGUUCCCGGUCGACACCAUCAAAACCCGUAUGCAAGCCUUAGGCGGCUCGUGCCCGAUCAAAUCGGCGGGGCUCCGACAAGCCCUCGGGUCGAUUUUCAGAUCCGAAGGCCUUUUCGGACUCUACCGCGGCAUCGGCGCAAUGGGUCUCGGCGCCAGACCUGCUCACGCCGUCUACUUCUCCGUAUACGAAUUUUGCAAGAAGGCGUUUUCCGGUGACAAUCCGAACAACGCCGCCGCACACGCCGCGGCGGGGGUGGUGGCAACGGUGGCGAGCGACGCCGUGCUUACGCCAAUGGAUGUGGUGAAGCAGAGGCUGCAAUUGGGGAGUGGGUAUUACAAGGGGGUUUUGGAUUGUGUGGUUAGGGUUUUGAGAGAAGAGGGGAUUAUGGGAUUUUAUGCUUCGUAUUGGACGACGGUGGUGAUGAAUGCACCGUUCACGGCGGUGCAUUUUGCCACGUAUGAGGCGGUGAAGAGGGGUUUGAUGGGGGUUUCGCCGGAGAGUGCGAAUGAUGAGCGGUGGGUUGUUCAUGCUACGGCUGCGGCGGUGGCGGCGUUAUUGACUACGCCGCUUGAUGUGGUGAAGACCCAGCUGCAGUGUCAGGUAAUGCACUCAAAUUUACUUUUCAAUCUAUGUGAAAAUAUGCUGGAGAUACUGAAAUUUUGAAGUUGAUCUUUUUAGACUCAACUUUGUAGUCUCUUUGUUUAAAUUCAUUUACUUGAAGAAGAUAGUUAUCUAA